Molecule: messenger RNA, 4581 nt
Organism: Closterium sp. Yama58-4
Lineage: Eukaryota; Viridiplantae; Streptophyta; Zygnematophyceae; Desmidiales; Closteriaceae
Source: the annotation of a GenBank genome assembly
AUGGCUUCCCCCAGUGUCCUCACCUUUGACGCUGAGGGUCGGGCCAUUGACUUUGACGUCUGGGUAGAUGACCUGCAGCUUUUCCUACUGAGCGACAGAGCAGACGGUCUCUCCCUCUUUGACCUCACUUCUGGUGCCUCUCCUGCCCCUGCUGCUGAUGCUGACCCCACUGUUCGCCUUGCUGUGCGCCGCCACUUGCCGACCGCUGAGCGUGCGCACUUUAGCCAGUACAAGAGUGCUAAGACCUUGUACGACGCUGUAGUUGCACGCUACUCUUCCCCUGCCACUGCUGCGCUUAGCCGCCUCAUCCUACCGUACCUCUUCCCUGACCUCGCCGCUUUUCCCACUGUCGCUGACCUCAUUACGCACCUUCGCACUAGUGACACUCGCUACCGCGCUGCGCUUCCUGCUGAGUUCUGCGCCAAGAACCCCCCCCCCAUGUACAUCACCCUCUACUACAUAGUCACCCGGCUCCCUGACACCCUUCGCCCGGUUAGGGACCACUUCCUCUCUGUUUGCCCCACCACCCUCACCGUUGACCUCCUCGAGGAGCGCCUGCUCGCGGCAGAGAAGAGCAUAGUCGCAGUAGGUGCCUCUCGUGGUGACCCUCGUACCCCUGUCUUUGAGGGGUGCUCCCCCUCUCCCCUCUUGCCCUCUGUUGCCUCUGCUGCUGCGGCCGACCUCGUUGGUCUUGAGUCGGUCGCUGCGGCGUCUGCCCCUAGCGGGAGACGCCGCCCUGGCAAGGGCAAGGGGGGCAAGGGUGCUGGAGGAGCUGGCGGGGGCGGUGGAGGCGGAGGUGGAGGUGGUGGAGGGGGUGGGGGUGGCGGUGGGGGUGGUGGCGGGGGUGGGGGCGUCGGUGGCGGGACUGGAGGUGGAGGUGGAGGCGGCGGUGGCGGUGGGAGCGGAGGUGGCGGAGGUGGCGGUAGUGGAGGAGGUAGCGGCGGAGGCGGCGGAGCUGGUCGGGGUGGCGCUGCGCAGAGGGGUGGCUCCGGUGGUGGUGCGCGCCAGCAGCAGCAGCAGCAGCGUACCCGUGAGACCCCUUCCCCCCAGCAGCUUCGUGAGUGGUACGCUACUCGUCAGCGGGGCGGGGGUGCUGGCCCCUGUACCUACGUUCUCCGUACCGGCGACCGGGCGGGUGAGCAGUGUGGGGGCGCGCACCCCACCCAGCGCUGCUUCGGUCGUCUGACAGACGCGUGGCGCCACCAGUUCCCCGACGCUACUGAGAUCCCUCGCUGGGGCGAGCUGUCUAGGGCGGGUGUUGCAAUCUAUGAUCUUGAUUUUGAUGCUAUUCUUGCUGCCAUGUAUGCUGUGACUAUUAGUGAUGAGGGUGACUGUUACCGGUGUUUCCCGCCUGACCCAGGCAUAGAGGCUGCUGCGCUAGGUACUUGUGAGGCUGCUGCUCUAGGUGCCAGUGCGUCUGCUGCCCCAGGUGCCGGUGAGUUUGCGCUCUCAGGUGCUGCGUCGUCCCCGGACACCCACACCUUCACCCUUGACUCGGGUGCUUCCCGCUCCUUCUUUCGAGACUGCACCACUCUCACACCGCUCAGUCGGCCUGUUGCGGUCUCCCUGGCGGACCCCUCUGGGGGUCCUGUCCUUGCUCACUACUCCACUGUCCUACCGUGUCCGGCGGUCCCGUCUGGCUCCCUGUCGGGUCUCUACCUCCCCUCGUUCUCUACGAACUUGGUGGCGGGUGCUGACCUCCAGGAUGCAGGAGUUGACCAGUUCACCCCUGCGCGUCAGCGGGUGACCCACUGCACUUGUGCGGACACGGGCCGACACUUGGCCACGUUUGCUCGUCGGCCAGGGUCGAGCCUGUACACACUGACUACUGAGUCUCCUCCAGUCACUGAGUCUGCUCAGGUAGCAGCGUCGGGUCAGGUGUUUGCUGCGGCGUCCAGGUCUGGUCCUGAGUCUGCCCCCUGCUCGUGUCGUCUCCUGUCCCACCGGACUCUCCUCUGGCACCACCGUCUUGGUCACCCCUCCCUGCCUCGCCUUCGAGGCAUGGCUUCCCGUCUUCUUGUUUCUGGCCUCCCCCGGUCCCUCCCUCCCCUUCCUCCGGGGCCUGCCCCCACCUGCGUUCCCUGCGUCGAGGGGCGGCAGCGCGCUGCUCCUCACUCCUCCGAGUUUCCUCCGACAGAGGCUCCGCUGCAGACGCUUCACAUGGACGUGUGGGGCCCAGCCCGCGUCCGUGGGCAGGGUCAGGAGCGCUACUUCCUGCUGGUGGUUGACGACUACUCGCGUUACACCGCAGUCUUCCCCUUGCGCAGCAAGGGUGACGUCACUGAGGUGUUGAUCGCCUGGAUCCGCGCAGCUCGUCUCCAGCUCCAGGAGAGUUUCGGCUCCGACUUUCCUGUUCGGCGUCUGCACUCCGACCGAGGCGGAGAGUUCUCCUCUGACCUUCUGCGGGCCUUCUGUCGCGCACGAGGCAUCCGCCAGACCUUCACGCUUCCGGACUCUCCGCAGCAGAAUGGGAUUGCUGAGCGCCGCAUCGGCAUGAUCAUGGACGUCGCUCGUACGUCCAUGAUCCAUGUGGCUGCUCCCCAUUUUCUGUGGCCGUUUGCGGUUCGGUACAAGGCGCAUCAGCUCAACCUUCACCCCCGGGUCUCCAUGCCGGAGACCUCCCCUGCUUUGCUGUGGACGGGGAAGGUUGGUGAUGCGUCGCGUUUCCGGGUCUGGGGAUCUAGGGCGUUUGUCCGCGACUUGUCUGCGGACAAGCUGUCCUCUCGUGCUGUUCCCUGCGUCUUCCUUGGCUUCCCCCCUGACGCGCCAGGCUGGCAGUUCUACCACCCCACCUCGCGCCGUGUCUUUGCGUCCCAGGACGUCACCUUUGACGAGUCGGUACCCUACUACCGUCUCUUCCCCUACCGCACUGCGUCCCUCCCUCCCCCGCCGCUCUUCCUUACGCCAGGUCCCCCCCCGGUAGACCCCCUCCCCCCUCAGGGUCCUGCUCCCUCAGGUGUGUCCCAGGUAGAUGCAGUUGAGCCAGUCGAGGUAGCUGUUGACUCUGGUACUGCUGGUGGUGCUGAGCCUGGGGGUGCUGGGUCUGGGGGUGCUGCGACUGGGGGUGCUGAGCCUGGGGGUGCUGAGCCUAGGGGUGCUGAGCCUGAGGGUGCUGAGCCUGGGGGUGCUGCGCCUGGGGGUGCUGAGCCUGGGGGUGCUGAGCCUGGGGGUGCUGAGCCUGGGGGUGCUGCGCCUGGGGGUGCUGAGCCUGGGGGUGCUGUGUCUGGGGGUGCUGAGUCUCGGAGUGCGGAGCCUGAGGGUGCUGGACCUGCUCGUCUGGCGUCUGGUGGUGCUGAGCCUGGCAGUUCUUCGGGUGCUUCGUCCCGGCGGGAGCUGCUCUCUCCACAGGAGCUGCGUGAGUGGUUCGCCCGGCGCUGGCGGCGUGCUGCUGGAGCUGGUGGUGCUGCAGGCGCUGGAGGUUCUACUGCUGCUGAGAGUGCUGGUGCCGAGGGUCCCAGAGGUGCUCGUACCGAGUGUACUGGAGCUGCUGGGCCUACGGGUGCUCCUCCUGCUGGAGCUGGUGGUGCUACUGGUGCUACUGGCGUUGGUUCUGCUGGUGCUCCUGGAGUUGGAGCUGCUGAGUCUUCGGGUGGUCCGACUGGAGCUGGGGCUACUGGGGGUGUUGGCGCUGGAGGUGCUGCUGGCGCUGGUGCUGCUGCGGGUGCUGGAGUUGGCGCUGCUGGGGCUGGAGGUCCUCCUGGUGCUGGUGCUCCCGUUGGGGGUACUGGUGCUGUUCCUGCUGGCACUGGUGGCGCUGCGCGGCCGCGGCCGUACUUCGUUCCGCUCCUUGAGCAGGUUCUUGGUCUUCCGUCCUCUCUUGGUCCUGCUCCUCCCUUAGCGUGUCCGCCUCCUGUCCAGUCCGAGUCACAGUUACCGCCGGCCUCCCCGCUUCCUUCUCCCUCUCCCUACACUGGUCCUACUGGAGGUCUUGCUGAGCGUCGUGAGCCUGCGUCUCGCCCUGCGUCGCCUGUCCGUGCUGCUCGCGCUAGUGGUCGUGGUUCGCGUCAGCGUCCUCCUCCUGUCCCCGGCACGCACCGGAUGUCUCUGCGUCCUUCCACUGCUCCCCUGCGUGCCCCUUUGCCUUCUCCUCCUGCGUCCUCUCUUCCUGACGUUCCGGACCCUGAGUCGGACUCCCUUCGUGCUGCGCGUCCUACUGUCACGCGUCUCCUUGCUACUGUCGUCACUGACCCUUCCUUUGAGUCUGCUGCUGCGUCUGCUCUGGUUGCUGAGCUUGUCGACUUCGCUGCUCGCUGUCGCCUAGACUACGCUACCAGUCUCGUCGCUGAGUCUGCGUCUGUCUGUCCUCCGUCCGUCGGGGGUGAGUGUGCUCUUGGCACGGACGUCCUUAAGGACAGGCAGGAGGAGUUCCAGUGCUUGGCUGCUGCUUCACCUCAUCUCGUGUCCAUGCUGCUUGCCCCUGAGGGAGACCCGGAUGCACUUGACAUCCCGACUCCGCGCUCUUACGCGGAGGCGAUAGAGGGUCCCUACUCCUCUCAGUGGCAGGCAGCCAUGGACGCAGAGAUGGCUUCCUACGUUGACGAGGUUCCCCCGCCUGGGGCGAACAUCGUCAGUGGCAUGUGA